AUGGCAAUCUUGAAUUUGGAAUCCAACUAUUACCAAUUUUCAAGUACUGAUGCUGUUUAUACUAGCAUGGACGCACAAGAUUGUGAAGAUAGAUUUAAAGGACCACUUGAAUCUCGCAAAUCACCAUUAUCUAAUCAGAACACAGCUGUGCAUGAGCUCUCCAAAGUGGCUGGAGAAAUCAUCUACAUCUCCAAAGCUGAAGUUAAAGGGCUUUCUCGUGUAAUGCUCGAGUUGUCUAUAACUAAAGCUAAGGCCACAUUAUCUUAUAUCCAUUUGCUGAAAAAUAAGGCAACAAAUCGUAUAUGGAAGCGGUACUUUAGUGGUUACAUUGAGCAAUAUGUUAUUGCAGACAAAGUUCUCCGAAUUGAAAUUGUGGAUCUGGAUUCGAACGAUUACGGAGAUUCAACUACAGAUGCACUUACACAAAUAUCUCCUAUGAGUUCUCAUGAGCUCAGCACUGUUGCGUAUGAGAAAGCAAUGAAUACACAACUCAUGACUGAGCAUGAAGUGGUACGAAGCCAAGCCAUUGCUGCAGAAGUGAUCCCAAAUGAAUCUUCCAGUAAGCCAGAUAGUGUGGCGAGUAGAGCUCACAACUAUGUAGAUGCAACUCAAGUCUCUGUUCCCCAUCAAGGUGUUACCCCAAAUGCAUCAGAGCUGUCAAAAAGUCAGCAUAGUGAAUUAAUCUCAAGGGCUGAGACACAGCCAGAACAUACCUCACCUCACUGCAACAAGGUAUUGACUGCCAGGCGCAGAAGCCCAACUCCCCAAUACCAUCUUGGAGUCAGAUUCUUAAAUCUGGUUUGGAUGGAGAAGCUUCAAAGACCUUCAACGGAACCCAAAUUGCAGAUGGUGACAAAAACCAUUUGGAAGCCCAAACAUUCCCAAAAGGAAUCUCAUCCUCUUGUUGCUGACAAUGGCAAGGAAAUCAAAUCCAAUGAGGUGGAACUAACAACGGAGAUGGUCAUGUCAAAAGAGAAGCCUCCAUUAGAUCCUGGGUGUAGUAGCAACAGUGAAAUUGGUGCUGCUAUACUCAGGCAGCCCAUUCAUAGACUCCAGGAUGAAACUCAGGUGACAUCCAUCUCACCUGUGGAAGUGCAGGUCCCAAUUCAACUGUCUAUACCUACUACAUCUUCAAACAGAUUUGAUAGGUUGGAAAUUGAGGGUGGUAAUUUGGUGGUGGAUUUAGACUAUGCUGCAACCAGUUGUGAUCAUAACCACAGGGAGGCAAAUGAGGCAGGAGCUGUUGCAUGUUCUGCACACUGGGGUGCCCUUAUACAUGAUGAUCAUGGUUAA
Messenger RNA from Ilex paraguariensis (yerba mate), 1293 nucleotides. Lineage: Eukaryota; Viridiplantae; Streptophyta; Magnoliopsida; Aquifoliales; Aquifoliaceae. The record is from the annotation of a GenBank genome assembly.